AGCGCGCUCUGCUCCUGGGCUCUGUACCACUGCUCGUGCUCGGCCCAGCUGUGCAACGUGAGGAUGCUGCCAGCUCCCCAGCUGAGCUGCAUCUAGGGAAGGGCGAGGGGGAUGUUUUUAGUGGGCAUUUAGCCGGUUGGCUAUCUAGCUUCUGGAGAGCUUUCCAGUUCUGGCCACAUGCUUGAUGGGGAUUUUGAUGCAGGAAAUGGUUCUUUUUUUUAGCUUUAGCUGUGUCACAAAUGCUCACAAAUCUAAGGAUGCUUCGCUGUUUAGCAGCAUAAGUCGUAGGCUCAUACUAAGACUCUACCUCUUCUUCUACAUACAGUGUGCAUCGAGGCUGGGAAAAAUUUCUUUUUUCAUCAGCCUUGUUCACAUGCAGGCUUGCAUUUGAUUUUCCAAAAGAAACUGUUUCUGCUUGUCAUAAUGCAACCAGCUGGGGAGGGUUUAGUGAAAAUAUCUCCGGAGAGAACAGCAGAGAAAUGGAUCCAGGCAGCAGAUCCUCCCCUUAAUAUUGUAACAGUUUGGUAAGUUCCAUCUGAAAAAUAAAAAGCUGAUCUCUCUGCUGAGUCAUAGACCCCGUGGAGCCGAAGUGCAGUAGCUGGAGGUCUGACGAGCCAGGAGAUGCCGGGGUACUUCAGUUGAGGCAAAGGUCUCCUAAUCAGACUGAAUGAUCAAGUCGAUUGUUUCCUCCAUGAGUAAAAUAUCCCUUGCAGGAACAUCUUCCAUUCACAGACCAUGUCGAAAGGCUCACACUUGAUUCUCUGAGACUUUGGACCUCCUGCCCUCACCAGGAUUCCUCUUGUCAAGCAAAUGUUCGUAUUCUGAGAGGAAUGGUGUUAAUCCCAAACCCAGUGAUCUCUGGCAAGUGAGAAAAUGUAGUGGGACGGAAGCAAGGACGAGAAGCCUCGAGUGGUGGAACGGAGGGGUCUCUGCUUGGGAUUUCCCCUUCCCCGUCACGCUGUCUCACAAUGUCAAAGAAGGGUGCCAGCAUCCGAGCUAAGGGAGAAAAGCCCGAUGCCUUAGCUGCCUUGCAAGCUGCCAACGAAGAGCUCAGGGCAAAACUCACAGACAUUCAAAUAGAGCUCCAACAAGAAAAGAGUAAGGUCAGCAAGUUGGAAAGAGAGAAAAACCAGGAAGUUAAGCAGAUCAAAGAGCACGAACAGCAUAAAAGUACAGUGGUGGUAACAGAGCUCAAAGUGAAACUUCAUGAAGAAAAAAUGAAGGAGCUCCAGGCUGUUCGAGAAGCACUUCUGAGGCAGCAUGAAGCUGAACUACUUAGAGUAAUAAAAAUUAAAGAUAAUGAAAUCCAGAGACUACAGUCCCUUCUGAACGCGGUACGGGAUGGGGCUCCUGACAAAGUUAAAACCGUGCUUCUCACAGAGGCGAAAGAGGAGGCCAAGAAAGGAUUUGAAGUUGAGAAAAUAAAAAUGCAGCAAGAAAUUUCAGAGCUUAAGGGGGCUAAGAAGCAAGUGGAAGAAGCUUUAACUAUGGUAAUCCAAGCUGACAAAAUUAAAGCGGCAGAGAUAAGGAGUGUGUAUCACCUGCAUCAAGAGGAAAUCAGCAGAAUUAAGAGAGAGUGCGAAAGAGAAAUUCGUCGACUGAUGGAGGAGAUUAAAUUUAAAGACAGAGCAGUCUACGUGCUGGAAAGAGAGUUAGGGGUUCAAGCCGGGCAUGCUCAGAGACUGCAGCUCCAAAAGGAGGCUUUAGAUGAACAACUUUCCCAGAUCAAAGAGUCUGACCGGCAUCUGGGCAGCCCCAAGCGGGAACUUCCUUAUGCAAGUGGUGCAGGAGACGCUUCAGAUCAUUCGGGAAGCCCCGAACAGCAGUUGGAUGAAAAGGAUGCCCGGCGUUUCCAACUUAAAAUUGCCGAGCUGAGCGCAAUCAUCCGGAAGCUGGAAGAUCGGAACGCGCUGCUGUCGGAAGAGAGGAACGAGCUGUUAAAACGUCUUAGAGAAGCUGAAAGUCAGUAUAAGCCCCUCUUGGACAAAAAUAAACGUCUCAGUAGGAAGAAUGAAGAUUUGUCACAUGCCUUACGUCGAAUGGAAAAUAAAUUAAAAUUUGUAACGCAAGAAAAUAUAGCAAUGAGGCAAAGAGCUGGAACAAUUAGGAGACCAAGCUCUCUAAAUGACCUUGACCACAGCCAGGAAGAAAGAGAAGUUGAAUCCCUGAGACUACAAGUUAUUGAACAGCAAAAUGUCAUUGAUGAACUCUUCAAGACCCUGGAAACUGCUGGCUAUGUGAAGAGUGUCAUAGAUCGCGAUAAGCUGUUAAGAUAUAGGAAACAGAGGAGAAAAAUGACAAGAAUUCCUAAGCCGGUGGUGGAGACAUUUUUCGGCUAUGACGAAGAAGCUUCCUUGGAGUCUGAUGGUUCUUCUAUCUCCUAUCAGACCGACCGAACAGAUCAGACCCCUUGCACGCCUGAUGAUGACUUGGAGGAGGGUAUGGCCAAGGAAGAAACAGAGCUGAGAUUUCGGCAGCUGACGAUGGAAUACCAGGCUUUGCAACGAGCGUACGCCCUAUUGCAAGAACAGGUCGGAGGAACAUUGGAUGCAGAACGAGAAGUUAAGACACGUGAGCAGCUCCAAGCAGAAAUAUAUAGAUCCCAGGCUCAGAUAGAAGACCUAGAAAAGGCACUUGCCGAGCAGGGUCAGGACAUGAAGUGGAUUGAGGAGAAGCAAGCGUUGUAUAGAAGAAAUCAAGAACUUGUAGAAAAGAUAAAACAAAUGGAAGCAGAGGAAGCUCGUUUAAAACAUGAUGUCCAGGAUGUCAAAGACCAAAACGAGCUCCUGGAGUUCAGAAUAUUAGAGCUUGAAGAGAGAGAAAGAAGAUCACCUGCUAUCAACUUUCAUCACAUUCCCUUUACGGAGGGGAAAAGCCCUCUCCAAGUUUACUGUGAGGCAGAAGGUGUUACAGAUAUACAAGUAGCAGACCUGAUGAAAAAACUGGACAUUUUAGGGGAUAACGCCGUAAGUAAUCUGACCAACGAAGAGCAAGUAGUUGUCAUACAAGCAAGGACAGUUCUCACGUUGGCUGAAAAGUGGCUUCAGCAGAUAGAAGUGACCGAGUCCGCGCUGCAACAGAAGAUGAUAGAUCUUGAGAACGAAAAGGAGCUAUUUAGUAAGCAGAAGGGUUACCUGGAUGAUGAACUUGACUUCAGGAAACAGUCCUUGGAUCAAGCUCACAAGCAAAUUCUGGAAUUAGAAGCCAUGCUCUAUGAUGCCCUGCAGCAAGAAGCUGGAGCCAAAAUCUCCGAACUUCUUUCAGAAGAGGAGAAAGACAAACUGAAGAGCGCUGUAGAGCAGUGGAAACGUCAGGUUAUGAGUGAACUCCGAGAACGGGAUGCCCAGAUACUGCGCGAAAGAAUGGAGCUCAUUCAGCACGCUCAGCAGAGAAUUAAAGAGCUAGAAGAAAGAAUUGAAGGACAAAAAAGACAGAUAAAAGAGUUAGAGGAAAAGCUUUCAUUCUUUGGUCAUAGUUCAUCAGGCUACAUGCAGAAGCCUAUUGAGGAAGCUAGAAAUGCUUACACUGUUAUUAACAGGAAGACAGCAUUGGUUACCAAGGUAGAAAAAGAGACAUUACAAUUUCAAAAAACCCCAAUAUAUCUCAUAUUUUGCCACUAAAAUGGAAGAGCUGAUCUUUAUGACCCUUCUAGACUGAAGAUGAAUUAGGAUAUCUGGAAAUGUCUGCAUACGUGAGGUCUGCACCACAGAAAUCUCUGACUGUGCAUUUUCAACUAAACCGACGAAGAAGAAAGCCAAAAACCCCCUUCCCUCUAUUUUAUUAACAGUUACAGGCUUCUUCCAAGGAAGUCCUAUCUCUGCUGCUUGAAAUAACUUUCAGCUUUACAUAAAAAGCAGUAUACUAAUUCAGAUAAACUGAAUAUCUUUUGGUUCCCUGCUAAGCAGGUGGUGAAUUGCUUCUCUGUGGAAGUGAAUGUGUCCUGUUUUAUAUGUCACUCAUUUAUAUUUGUUAUUCAUAGUUAUUUAAAGACCCGUCUCGAAAGAUUUUAAAAAGAGUUCCGGAGUAGUAACUCACGAAAACAUAAAUGUGAAUGAAAACAAAGUGUUUUGUUCCAAGGUAUUUUGCAUCCACUUCGAGUAAGAAGGAGAACAAAUUGCUUCGUGGAUGAUUUCAGAAGAAUGUAUUUAUCUGUCAAACACAGGCUGCAUCCAAUGGUUUGUUGAAUAUCCCACACACCCAGUUUUGGGGGAAAAAGUGAAGCUAUGCUUGAACCCUUUGGGAAAUAAGGUUGUAAUUUUUUUGGAGGAUUCAGUAGACCAUGCCCUACAGCACUAUGAGAAAAAUAGCACAAUAAUUUAUAAUUUGCUGUUCCUGAAUGAUGACAAAGACUUACCGUUGUCCCAUUGAAAAGUUCAGCUUGAAGAAAAAUGAAAUUAAAAACAUGUUAUCCCUGAUCCAAACAGCCCGAAUCGUGGAAGGUGGAAAAAAGAGAAAAGAUUUUAUUACCUUAAGGAAAGGAAGCACAAACACUGCAGAGUACGAUUCUCAGACGGUUGGGUUCAGGAGUCAGAAAAGAAAAAUGAAUCCUCUGUACAAACAGAUGAAGGAGGAAAGAAUCUGAAAGAAAUGACACCAAAGGAUGAUUCACCAAAAGACAACUGAGGCCGAGUGCACAAAUCUGGAUUUAUUAGAGAUUAAUAAGAAUAACAUCUUACCUGGAAUCUUCCAUGAUUAGGGUGUUCCUGAAAUACCCAGAAGGACAGAAUGGCAAUGAAGAAAAACUGUCUGUUCCUUGGAAGUAUAAGGCAGAAAGUAAAACCAAAGAAUUGUUGAAAGGUAUCUGCACCGCUUCCAAAUCUGUGCUGAUUUUACAAACGAAGCUGAGAAGAAAAUCCCUUAGCACCGAAAUUCUGUAAAAUCCUCCGGAUAUUUGUACCUCCACUGUUCGCUUUAAACUGGACACAGUAAACAGCGAAGGGAGAUCAGCGACCAGGAUGUAAGAGAAUGAUUUGCUCCUAAAAUUGUUAUAUUUGUACUGAAGCAGUAUGAUAAAACAUUUUAAGUCAAAGGUUAUGGAUUUUGAUAUCAGCAUAGGACUAUAUUAUGAAAGUAACUUAACUAAUUCCAGUUCUACCAGAUAGAAAUACCAAUACUGGGAUUACCUAGAUGAGCUAAAUUUUUAGUUUUGCACUUCAUGCUUACGAUAUUGUCAAACCCUCAAUGUCCCUUUUGAGUUCCACCAAAAUACUUAAGGUCUCACGACACUUUAUGUACUUGGAACAACAGCAGACAACAGCGUUCCCAUCCCCAGGCUACGGAGUGGCUGAGCUGCUCCGGAGAAGCGGUCGGAUGGAAAUCCCGUGGCCGCGCUGUGCCGGCAUCUGUGAAAAUGCCUUAACUUCAAUGCCCGGACACACAGCCCUGGUGUUCCAGGUGAGCACCGGAGUCCGGCGCUGCUGCGGCGUGAGCGCGCGCGACCCUGGCUGCGCUGGCCAGGACUGCGGAGGGUGAAGACUACUGCGUUUAACGUAGCUCGGAGACAGUUCUUCUUUUGUUCGCUCAGGCCACGCUUUGCAUGUUGUGUAUAUACGUCUAGACAGUUCAGUUGUGUUUCCCCAUUAAUUAGUCUUUCUUUAUCACCAGUUUUUUUUAAUAAAAAGCUAACUAACUGUACAGGACAGAUAAGUAUGUAAAUAAGUGAUUAUGCUUAUGUAUAUGUUAAUAUUUAUAUGUAAAACGAUAUGUACAUAGGAAAGAAAAAUGGCUCAAAGAAUGUUUUAGAAAACGUUUCUUUCUUAUGAAUGCACAGACAGAAAAGUUGCAUAAAUGUGCUGCUUAAUUUAACCAUUUUUCACUCGGUUUUCGGUCACUUUUGAGCUUGAUCCUAGCGAUUUUUUUGCACGUGGAGCAGUGCGUGUCGCUCCGUGCGGUGGCUGCACGGGGCAGGACCCAGCCGGGGGAGGGAGCUGCCCUUCGCCCGCGGCGUUGGAGCUCCCCUGCGUCCCGGCACGGCGGGGUCCGGCGCGGCUCCGCGAAACAGGAGCGCCAAGACCACGGGGUUUUUGGUUCCGUCUAAACUAGAAUCCACUCGGAUGCAGCUCACCCCGCCGGCGGCUGCACGUCGCCUACUUCAGGCCUGCGCUUGCUGUUCAAGCUGUCGAAGGACUGUGGCUAUUCGUGUCCUCCUCGAGCAGUGUCUGCAGCCUCCAGCGUACCCGUGAGUGCCUUACACAGCUUGAGAACAAAAACGCUUGUAGAUAGGGAAAAAUAACCCUGGAGUCGCUCCGGGGGGACGGAUCCAGCCAGCUCGCGUCCCCAGCGCCGCCGCAAACCCUCGCAGCGGGCGGUGUGGGUUAGCACGGGAAUGGAUUUAGUUUAGACUCAGGAAACCGCGUUGUGAAUAUCUGCAUUGAACCACGUAUGUAAGUGUUGUACGUUUUAUAAAAAGGAGCGACUGUACAUUUAUGCAAAACAGAAACAGGAGGAAGCGUCCCCCCCCCCGCCGGCGUGCGGUGACUGUUGUGUCCCCGGUGUAACCUCUCGCCAACCCUGUCCGAGUCCGUCGCGUCUGGGUCAGUGCUGCGGCGGCAGCGGACGGGCCUGAAGCGGGGCCGCGUGUCGAGCAAUUACAAAGUUUUACACAUAUUUUUGUAUCGUGAUUCAUAUGAUAUAUAUAUAUAUAUAUCAAGAGCCUUUCUAUUCAUUUGUAAAAUACAUAAAGUAUUGUAAACUUUUAAUAAAAAGAACUGUUUUAAAGCUUCAA
Molecule: messenger RNA, 6724 nt
Organism: Dromaius novaehollandiae (emu)
Lineage: Eukaryota; Metazoa; Chordata; Aves; Casuariiformes; Dromaiidae
Gene: JAKMIP3
Product: Janus kinase and microtubule interacting protein 3
Exons: 26
Coding region: 969-3620 (883 amino acids)
Molecular function (GO): kinase binding; microtubule binding
Source: RefSeq, a predicted model, not a curated record